AUGGAGAAAAAGAGAAAGGAAAUGAGCGAAGAAACGAUCAAAUUGGAAGAAAAUCGCUACGUAACGCCAAAUACUACAAUUUGCAACGGAAUAUUAAGAUCAAAGAGAGGGCAGAGACCUGCUCACUACAUGCUUAGGAUAAAUUCAUAUUCAAAACUGGCUGUUACUAAGCUUGAAAGUUAUGAAUCUGAUGUAUUUGAAGCUGGUGGUUUCAACUGGAGGAUGGUUGUCUAUCUUCGUGGAAAGAAUCAAGUCAGAGAUCAGCAUAUAUCAAUGUACUUGGCAAUCGCAAACGUGAGGAACUCAAUGCUGUUCGAGAAGUCUUUGUCCAUUUCAAGUUUUUUGUUUACGAUCAAAUACGUGAUCAAUGUAGAGAAUGAGUUGAAACGUUUUCAUGCGGGGAAGACACAGUGGGGUUUUGAUGAACUGCUUCCUAUGGAUACAUUCAAAGACGUUGCUAAUGGAUAUCUUGUUGACGAUUCUUGUGUAUUUGGAGCUGAGGUCUUUGUUGUUCAGUGUUCUGGAAAUUGGGAAUGUCUUACAACACUGGAUAACAAAUUUAAGGAUUCAUAUACAUGGAAGUUGUCUAAAUACUCGCAGAUUGUGGAGGAAUUUUGUGAGUCCGAAGCAUUCUCUAUUAAAGGCAAAACAUGGAAGCCGAGAGUUUAUCCCAGAGGUGAUAGGUCUCCCAAAAACGAGUUUCUGUCCAUGUUUUUGGUCUUGAAUGAAGAUGAAAGCCUGGUGGCAAGAAAGAAAUGGUUCGCCGAGUACACAUUACGCCUUAAGAAUCAAUCUGUACCAUCGAGAACUCGGGAAUUGAAUGUUGCAGCAUGGCUCAGUCAACGGACAAAUACAUGGGGAUUCAGUCAAUUCAUGUCGCUAAAGGAUCUUAAUGAAGAUACUCUGAUUAUCGAAUGCCAGAUCACUUGCCUAAGUGAAGUUGAGCAUUUCAAACAAUGACACACAACUGUUAUGUUUGAUUAUAAUGAACACUCCCACUUCCUUUUGGGUAAAGUAGUAGUAAAUUAAACUUCAUAGUCUGGAUUUUGUGCUUGU
Molecule: messenger RNA, 1056 nt
Organism: Prosopis cineraria
Lineage: Eukaryota; Viridiplantae; Streptophyta; Magnoliopsida; Fabales; Fabaceae
Exons: 6
Coding region: 1-960 (319 amino acids)
Molecular function (GO): protein binding
Source: RefSeq, a predicted model, not a curated record